AUGUACGCCAUCCGCACUCGCAGCGGCGACGUGUACUUGAAGAUCAAGAGGAACUUUGGGGACAUGAGCGCGCUGCAGGACGAGGACCUGGACGAGGCGGAGAAGAAGUGGAAGAGCGAGAGGCGCGGCGGCAACUACGGCGCGGGCACCAAGGAGAUGCAGGCGCGCAACUACGUGACGCGCAAGGAGCAGGAGCGCAAGCGCCGCGAGCUGUUUGACGACGCUCUGGACAAGUUCAAGAGCGGCGACAUUGCGGGCGCACUGGUUGACUUUGAGAAUGUGGCGUCCCUGGAGCCCCGCAACUAUGUUGGUGACAGCGGCGCGCGCGUGACGCCCGUCAUGCCCGUCACCGCCUACAACAUCGCCUGCUGCUACAGCAUGCUGGGUCAGAUCGACGAGGGCCUGCGCUCCCUGGAGCAGGCGCUGUCCCUGGGCUACGAGGACUACAGCCAGGUGCGGUCCGACAAGAACCUGACCAAGCUGCGUGAGAGCCCCAGGUUUGAUGAGGUGCUGAACAAGUACGACGAGCCGGUGAUCAACAUGGAGGCAGUCAAGGCCACCUUUGGCUGGCUGUUCAAGAAGUAG
Molecule: messenger RNA, 585 nt
Organism: Monoraphidium neglectum
Lineage: Eukaryota; Viridiplantae; Chlorophyta; Chlorophyceae; Sphaeropleales; Selenastraceae
Exons: 5
Coding region: 1-585 (194 amino acids)
Molecular function (GO): protein binding
Source: RefSeq, a predicted model, not a curated record